UUUAUUUAUACCUCAAACCAAGAUUCAAGCAAGUAAAAGAAUCUAUCCAAGCAAAUGAAUCUUUAUUUUUUAUUGUCGGCACAAUGAAAGUUAUUGAUAAUGAUUUUUAUGUCUAUGCUAAAGAUAUUAAUAAUAUCCAUAUUCCCGCUAAAAAUAUCAUCAAUGACAAAAACCAAACACCAUCAACAUCGAUAAAAUCAACUCGAUCAAAGCUUUUAUUUGCCCACCAAAAUAUUAAAAAUACAGAAACCAGCUCUAAUGCUAAAUUAGUAUCUGAUAAUAUUGAAAAUAAAUAUCAACAUGAAAUAUCAGCAAAUGACUCACAUUUACAGAAACAUAAAAGAACCAACGAUACUGAUGAACCUACAAAUGAUCCUCCAGGAGAAAAUAAUAAAGAAAAAAAAACCAGAAAACAGCAUUAA
Cetraspora pellucida is the source of this 422-nucleotide messenger RNA. The record is from the annotation of a GenBank genome assembly. NCBI's taxonomy places the organism in Eukaryota, Fungi, Glomeromycota, Glomeromycetes, Diversisporales, Gigasporaceae.